Messenger RNA from Zymoseptoria tritici IPO323, 1403 nucleotides. RefSeq lists its product as uncharacterized. The record is from RefSeq and is a predicted model, not a curated record. Gene Ontology annotation, molecular function: FMN binding; NADPH dehydrogenase activity. Bases 276 to 1403 code for a protein of 375 amino acids. Lineage: Eukaryota; Fungi; Ascomycota; Dothideomycetes; Mycosphaerellales; Mycosphaerellaceae. The transcript has 2 exons.
CAACACCGCUUCUUCUAGACAACGCACCAUCAGUUAUCAACGACGCUGAUAAAUCAAUGUCUCCACACUAGUCGGAGCUUCGACUCGUCUCAGUGGAAGGAAGACGUCGAUUUUACUGGGUCCUACCCUACGAUCAGGCGUCCACCGAGAUCCGCCCAGCUCCGCAGUAUAAGGUAUUCUGGCAGUCCCGCCUUGUAGAACUACUACUUCAUCCGUUUACCACCUGCGUGACCAACUCAGCUUUCUUACAUUAACGUCCCAAGACAGUCUCCACCAUGGGCAGCACCGCACCUCAAUCCAAGCUUUUCGAGCCUCUCCGCAUCGGACCCAUGAAGCUCUCUUCACGCAUCGCACACGCACCGCUCACUCGCAUGCGCGCCAACGACGACCACACAAUUAUGCCCAUGGCCGCAGACUACUACUCCCAACGCGGCUGUGUGCCCGGCACCCUCCUCAUCAGCGAAGCGACCUGCAUCUCUCCCGCGCACUCCGGCUACCCCAACGUCCCCGGAAUCUGGUCGCCCGAGCAAAUCGCCUCCUGGAAAUCUGUGGUCGAAAGCGUGCACAAGGCCGGCUCGUACAUCUACCUGCAACUCUGGGCUCUCGGUCGCACGGCGAAUGGAGACUUCAAGAAGUCCCAGAACACGGGAGAUGUUCUUGCUCCGUCUGCCAUACCCUUGGCGAAAGAUGGUCCCGCUCCGAGAGCCAUGACGGAGGAGGAGAUCCAGCAGGCGAUCAAAGACUUCGCGCAAGCGGCGAAGAAUGCGAUUGAAGCGGGAUUCGACGGAGUGGAACUCCACGGCGCGAACGGGUAUCUGAUCGAUCAAUUCUUCCAGGAUGUGACCAAUUCGCGGACUGACAAGUGGGGUGGCUCUAUUGAGAACCGAGCGAGGUUCGGAUUGGAGGCGACGAAGGCUGUUGUUGAGGCUGUGGGAGCGCAGCGCACCGCGAUAAGGUUGUCGCCUUUCUCUGACUUCCAGGGGAUGAGGAUGAGUGAUCCGGUGCCGACGUUCAAAUAUAUCGUUGAGCAACUCAGGGAGCUCAAGUUGGCGUACUUGCAUCUCGUCACUUCGAGGGUCUCGGGAGGGAGUAACGAUGUUGAAGAGACGGAUACGCUUGAUCCUUUCCUCGAGGCAUACGGCAAGGACUCGCCGGUGUUGUUGGCGGGCGGCUUCAAGGCGGACUCGGCGAGGAAGGCGAUCGAUGAGCAGUACAAGGACUAUGAUGCGGCGAUUGUGUUUGGACGACUAUACAUCCCAAACCCGGACCUCGUAUACCGCUUGAAGCAUGACCUCGAGCUGACUCCUUACGACCGGAGCACUUUCUAUAUGCCAAAGUCUCCAAAGGGCUAUGCGGACUGGCCAUUCUCGAAGGAAUGGGAGGAGGAGCAGAGUAAGCUGUAG